UGAAACAAAGUAACCGGACACAAAAAAAACACAGACCCCAAUCUGACAUCUGUGUUUUUUUGUAAGUAAAUUUGUAUUCUAUCGUAUUGCUCCAUCCUAUAUCUCAUCCGAAAUUCGCCGAGUCGAGUUCGACUCACCCACCCUAACUCGUUCUCUCUCCUCCUUCGCCUUUGGUUCUAUCUGUGAGCUACCCACCCUGCCACUAUUUUUCCUCCACCUUCACCCACCCUCAUUCGCAUCCUUUUCGAAUUUGUAUCUGAUGUAUAUGCCAACACUUUUUAUAGUUGAAUAAUGGCUGUUGAGACUUCCGAUAAACCAAAUUUACCUCAUGAUUUUGACGAUGAUGAUGAUGCACCGAUAAUUUACAAAAGGAUUUCAAGUAAGAAAAACCAAACACAUUCAGAAGCAAGGAAGUCUAAUUCUCACAUUCACGAUGGACAGUCAUAUAGACAGACUCCUAAUGCACCUUCUUCGAAUGGCCAGACAUCUAGCUUGCAGAAAGGUAAUACUGCCCCAUCUCUUAAGCCAUCAGCCAUGAAGCCUUCUGUAGGUAUCUCAAGAACUCCAAAUUCUGUUGGCAACACUUCCUCUGUGAAGUUGUCUGUAGCAAAUUCAAAAUCACCUUCAUUGGGAGAUAAACAGAAAAUGUCCGUUGAUGUCAAGGUGGAACCAAAAUCUACUGAGCACAGUGGUAAAGAUUUCUGUGAAGAUUCAGAAGAUGACGAGGAUGAUAAACCGUUGAGUUUUAGGUUGAAGAAUUCUAACCAUGAUAACAAAGUGACGUCUGUUGUCAAGAAAUCUUAUGAAGACUCUGAUGAUGAUGAUGAUGUCCCUUUGGCAAAAAAGUUACCUCGUAAUUUGAAUUUGGGAACAACUAGCAAUAACCACGAAGACUCUGAUAAGAAGCCUAUUUCUAAAAUCCAGAAAGACCGACAAAAUGGUUCUGGCAUGAGUAAUAAACAGGAUAGGCCAUCUCCUUUGCCAGCUAAAAGACCACUAGAUAAUAGUAAUUCCUUGCAACCUUCUGUUAAGAAGCCUAAGGUCUCCGCUUCAGAUGCAUCUAUCAAAACUAAGCUAGUCUCUGAGAAACGUGAGCUGAAGACAGAGGAUGAUGAUGAUGAUGAUCAUAUUCCUAUUUCCCAGAGAAUAAAGAAACAAGGCAUGACAGGUGAUAAAUCAUCUUCCACGAAGAAGGUGCUUCAAAAGGUUACUAAAGUUAACAAGUCUAGUUCAAAACCUUUCAAGAAACAGACCAAGAAGAUAGUUAAAAAAUCAGGCAGUGGUUCAGAAUAUUCCAAAUCUAGCAAACUUCUUCCUAGCUCUGGUGAUGGGCAGAAAAAGUGGACUACUUUGGUUCACAAUGGUGUCAUUUUCCCCCCUCCUUACCAGCAGCACGGGGUAAAGAUGCUCUAUAAGGGGAGACCAGUUGAUUUGACUCCCGAGCAAGAGGAGGUUGCUACAAUGUAUGCAGUCAUGCGAGAUACGGAGUACAUGCAGAAAGAUAAGUUCAAGGAUAAUUUCUGGAAUGACUGGCGAAAGUUGCUUGGAAGAAAUCACGUAAUACAGAACUUGAAAGACUGUGAUUUCACUCCAAUAUAUGACUGGUACCAAGGUGUGAAGGAUAAGAAGAAGCAAAUGACCACCGAAGAGAAGAAAAUUUUGAAGGAAGAGAAAAUGAAACAAGAGGAGAAAUACAUGUGGGCUAUGGUAGAUGGUGUUAAAGAGAAGGUUGGGAAUUUUAGAGUUGAACCACCAGGACUGUUCCGAGGCCGAGGAGAGCACCCCAAGAUGGGAAAAUUGAAAAGACGCAUUCAUCCAGGUGACAUCACAAUUAAUAUUGGAAAGGAUGCCCCAAUUCCUGAAUGUCCUAUUCCUGGUGAAAGGUGGAAGGAGAUAAGACAUGAUAAUACAGUUACCUGGUUAGCCUAUUGGAGUGAUCCUAUAAAUCCAAAGUUAUUCAAGUAUGUGUUUCUGGCUGCUAGUAGUUCGUUGAAGGGGCAAAGUGACAAGGAAAAGUAUGAGAAAGCUAGGAUGUUAAAGGAUUAUAUAGAGAACAUUAGGUCUGCAUACACAAAAGAUUUUACCAAUAAAGAUAUUACUAAGCUGCAAAUUGCCGUUGCUACUUACCUUAUUGAUAAACUAGCUCUGAGGGCUGGCAAUGAGAAGGAUGACGAUGAAGCUGAUACUGUUGGUUGCUGCACAUUAAAAGUAGAGAAUGUGACAAGAGAACCUCCCAACAAACUCAAGUUUAACUUCCUUGGUAAAGAUUCUAUCAAGUAUGAAAAUACAGUUGAGGUGGAGCUUCCUGUAUAUAAUGCAAUAUUGAAGUUACAAAAAGAUAAACGUCCUGGUGAUGAUCUUUUUGAUAAGUUGGAUACAAGUAAAUUAAAUGCUCAUCUGAAGGAACUCAUGCCUGGUCUAACAGCAAAAGUCUUCCGUACAUUCAAUGCAUCAAUCACAUUGGAUAAUAUGUUAAAUCAAGAAACUAAAGAUGGAGAUGUUGGGGAGAAAAUUGUUGUUUAUCAGCAUGCAAAUAAACAGGUUGCUAUCAUUUGCAAUCAUCAACGUAGUGUUUCAAAGUCUCAUGAUGCACAAAUGUCAAAGUUAACUGAAAAAAUUGAUGAACUUCAGGCUGUUCUGAAGGAGCUGAAAACGGAUUUAGACAGGGCAAGGAAAGGAAAACCCCCUUUAAAGAGUUCAGAUGGAAAGACAAAAAAGAACUUGACUCCUGAAGUGUUAGAGAAAAAGAUGUCUCAAACCAAUGCAAAAAUUGAGAAGAUGCAACGUGAUAUGAAGACCAAAGAAGAUUUAAAAACUGUGGCAUUAGGCACAUCCAAGAUAAACUACCUUGACCCUAGGAUUACAGUUGCCUGGUGCAAGCGGCAUGAGGUUCCUAUUGAAAAGAUUUUUAACAAAUCUCUGCUGGCGAAAUUCUGUUGGGCAAUGGAUGUGGAUCCUGACUUCAGAUUCUGAGAAACUAUAGAAUGGAGCUAUGUUGUGAUGCUGGGGAAAAAACAGUUCUUUUUCACUUAUUUAUUUUCUAUAAAAAUGAUUUUUUUCUAUUUUGUCAAUUUUAACGGAAAUUGAUGCUGUAAGUCCAUCUAAUCUAAUUAUGGGGUGAGUUUCCCCUUUUCUUCUUCA
Molecule: messenger RNA, 3141 nt
Organism: Vigna umbellata (rice bean)
Lineage: Eukaryota; Viridiplantae; Streptophyta; Magnoliopsida; Fabales; Fabaceae
Product: DNA topoisomerase 1 alpha-like
Biological process (GO): chromosome segregation; DNA replication; DNA topological change
Cellular component (GO): nucleolus; chromosome
Molecular function (GO): DNA binding; DNA topoisomerase type I (single strand cut, ATP-independent) activity
Source: RefSeq, a predicted model, not a curated record